GAAGGGAUAGAAAGAGCUACUUGUCUUGUGUCAUAGCCUCAUGUAGAUCAAGAGAAACCUCUUGCUCCUUGCGUGGUUCAAAGGGAUUGAUUAAACUUUCUUCUUUCCCAGUUCUGAGGCUUUGCUUCGUCUUCCCUCCUCAAACAGAACACUCGAUGAGUAAUAUGUUUGAUUAGAUAGACACUUUUGGUAGGUAAACAAUAUGGCAACGUCUCUGCUACUCCUUUCUUCUCCUUGUCUUUCCUCUGUUUCUUUCUUGAAGAACAAUGGGGAACCAAGAAGCUGCUGUUGCGCCUCUAUUCAACAAUCCAAGCGGGAUUCUCACUUGAAAGGUUUCAGGGUCAGAGCAAUCAAAGAGAAAACUGAGAAAAUCGAAAACCCUUCAUCUUCUUCAUCUUCUUCAUCUUCCAAAGCUUCAGCUGAGGAAAUCACCAAGAAGUACGGUCUUGAAGCUGGUCUCUGGAAGAUAUUCAGCUCAAAAGAGGAAACAGAAGGUGAAGCUAAGAAGUCAAAGGGUGAUGAAGCCAAGGAAUUGCUAGCAAAAUAUGGAGGAGCAUACCUGGCCACCUCCAUUACCCUAUCCAUUAUAUCGAUCUCUUUAUGUUAUGUGCUAAUCAGUGUCGGCGUCGAUGUCCAAGCUUUACUGCAGAAGGUUGGAAUCUCAAGUAAUGAGGCUGGAGAGAAAGUUGGAACUUUUGCUUUGGCAUAUGCUGCACACAAAGCAGCAUCUCCGAUUAGGUUUCCUCCAACGGUGGCUCUCACUCCAGUAGUCGCUGGUUGGAUCGGAAAGAUAGUCGGAAAAGAGAAGUAAACUUAUUUGGUUACUUAUUCCAUGAAUCGAAUUUUGUAAUGUAAUAUCUACAUGUAAAACUUGCCUUCUCACGUGUAGCAAUCAAGGGUAAACUCUUCUAAGUACUGCAACUUUAUCUGGUGUAGCAAAUGUCUAAAUUGCAGAAUUUGGCGAUGUAUGUUGAUAGAGCGAAACUAGAAUGAUAGUGCUAUUAUUUAUGCAUAAAAGAUCACAUAUGUACAUACAGAUGACAAU
Molecule: messenger RNA, 1045 nt
Organism: Argentina anserina (silverweed cinquefoil)
Lineage: Eukaryota; Viridiplantae; Streptophyta; Magnoliopsida; Rosales; Rosaceae
Exons: 3
Coding region: 203-811 (202 amino acids)
Cellular component (GO): chloroplast
Source: RefSeq, a predicted model, not a curated record